UUAAAGGUUUGUAUUAAGUUUUAACUUGAAUAAUAAUUGUUUUGAGUUUGCGCGCCAUCUAUAUACGAUGCUAAAAAGAAACUGCGCACGCGCAUAACCUACAAAUAUUUUAAGAAUUUUGAUAUUAAAAAUGCAAAAAGAAGAUUCAUAGAAGAAGAAAGAAAGAAUACUUGGGAAAAGAAAUGCAAAGUCUGAAAAUUGUAUCAGAAAAUUAAUAAAGAUAGGAAGGAUUUCCUACCAUGGACAAACUUGUCGUAAUAAAGCAGGGAAUAUAAUAAGUAGAAGGGAAGAGAUAUUGGAAAGGUGGACAGAUAAUUUUGAGGAAAAAUUAAAUUUGGGUAUCCAACCGGAAGAGGAGGAAGUGUGGCUGGAUGAGUCAGAUCAAAGAGGAAAGAAAGUACCUACGCAUGAAGAAAUCAAAAACGGUGUAAAAAGACUAUUAUAAAGCUUCUGGUAUUGAUAAUAUCCCGGCGGAAGCUUUUCAAGGAAGGUGGGGACUCUUUAUGUAGUUGCAUAUCCCCAUUAGUUAAGGAAAUAUGGGCAGAAAUAGAGAUGCCAAAGAAUUGAAAGCUUAUAAAACACUAGCUUUGGUUCUGUAUGAACCCCUAAAACAUACAGACGAUAUUAUAGGGAAUUACCAGUGUGAUUCUGCAGUAAUAAAUCGUCAAUUAACCAAAUAUUCUUACUGAUACAGAUGUGUUCAUAGACUUAAAAAGCGCAUACGAUACGGUAAACAGAAAUGCAUUGUACAGGGCAAUGGAAGAGUUUGGAAUUUCCCCGCACCUAACAUCACCUAAUAUAGCUAACAUUGUCCCAAGUAGAAUGCUCAUUCAGAACAUAUACGGGGUUGCGACAAGGAGAUCCUUUAUCAACCCUUUUAUAUAACAUAGUGCUACAAAAAGCUAUAAGACAAGCAGGUAUUAAUAGAAGAGGGACAAUUAUAAAUAAGAGUGUACAAAUACUGAAAUAUGCCGAUGAUGUGGACAUCAUAGGUAGAUCUAAGAGAGAUAUGGUAGAGGCUUUCAUAGCAUUUACGAAUGCAGCAAAGGAACUGGGUCUAAAUGUAAAUGUUGAGAAAACUAAGUAUAUGCAAACUUGAAAAAGAAUGGAGUGAAGACUAAAACAAGAUUUAAAAAUUGAUGGCUAUCAUAUUGAGUGUGUUGAUAGUUUUGUAUACCUGGUGUCAUUAGUACAAGCAAAAAUGACACAAGUCAGAAAUAAAAAGAAGAAUAUAUCUGGGCAAUAAGACCUAUUUUGGGCUGCGUAAACACUUGAAAUCAAACAUAUUAACCAAGAAAAUCUAAUGCAAAAUUUGUUAUACACUCAUUAGACCAGUGAUAAUGCAUGAUUCGAAGACCAUGCUUUGCUGGGAUUGCUGGAAACGUUUAAACGGAAGAUACUUAGACACAUAUCCAAGAACAGAGACAGUGGUGCAGACUGUUUAACCAUGAACUGUAUGAAGAAUCACAAUGUGCUAUCCAUCCAUGUAAUGUGGAACGGAUAAAGGAGGUGGCACCAAGAAACAAAUAGUUAGACAAACACUGGUAGGACAGAGAUUGAGAGGAAGGCCAAAGACGAGAUAUAAUAAGAGAGGUAGAGGGGUAUGUGAGGACACUCAAAGUGAGAAAUUGGUGAGUGGUGGCGCGUAAUAGGGAGGAAUGGAAGAAAAUCCUUAAGCAGUUCAAGACGUCAAGAUGGAAUACCUCUUAGCAGAUAGGGACAUGUCCAUAACACCAGUAGCAUUUUCUCUAAUGGCCUCUUUCAUGUCAGCAAUAACAUUAUUAGGAGUAUCCAGUGAAAAUUACCAUUUCGGUAUACAAUUCGUAAUCAUCAAUCUUUCCUAUAUCAUGUUUACAGCAAUCGCAGCAUAUUUAUAUUUACCAGUUUUUUUUAAAUUACAGGCAACAAGUGCUUAUGAGUACUUAGAAAGAAGAUAUGGCAAAGCAGCACGCCUCGCGGCUUCUUGUUGUUACAGCCUCCAAAUGAUUCUUUAUAUGAGCAUAGUUCUUUACGCACCCGCUUUAACACUCGAAGCUUUAACGGGAAUUACACGACAUACAGCAAUUUUAUCCGUCGGUUUGGUUUGUACGUUUUAUUCAACGAUUGGUGGAAUGAAAGCGGUUUUAAUGACGGAUGUGUUUCAAUCUCUAUUAAUGUUUGCCGCUGUUUUUAGCGUUAUCAUUUGUGCGGUUAUUCAAAAAGGAAGUUUUGCGGAAAUUUGGAGGAUAGCUGAAAAAGGGGGAAGAACUACUUUGUUAAAUUUUGAUCCAGAUCCAACGGUACGUCACAGUUGGUUUACACUUAUUAUUGGAGGUGGAGUAACUUUUCUAUCAUUGUACGGCGUUAAUCAAACCCAAGUACAACGAUAUCUGACGAUUAGAAGCUUGAAAAACGCACGAAAAGCGCUUUGGUUAAAUUUGCCGAUUUUAAGCUUAUUAAGUCUUAGCACUUCGUUCGCUGGAUUAUCAAUUUAUUCGAAAUAUUAUAAUUGCGAUCCUGUUUUGGCAAAUAAUAUCAGACAGGAUGAUCAAUUAAUGCCGUAUUUCGUUGUUGAUUCAAUGGGACACAUUCCGGGUCUUUCUGGAAUUUUUGUAGCUGGUAUAUUUAGCGCAUCUCUUUCUUCAUUAUCAGCGGGAUUAAAUAGUAUGGCUGCAGUUACAAUGGAAGAUUAUUGGAAGCCCGUUUAUAAAUCGGUAAAAGGACGGGAUUUCCCUGAAAAAGCUUGCACAUUUUUAACAAAGUGUUUAGCGUUAUUUUAUGGUAUCUCCUGCGUUGCUAUCGCUUUUUUAGCACAAUACUUAGGGGGUGUUUUACAAGCAUCUUUAACAAUUUUCGGAGUCGUUGGUGGUCCUUUAUUGGGAUUAUUCACAUUGGGAAUGUUUACAACAAUACCAAAUCAAAGGGGGGCUUUAACUGGUUUAUUUGUCGGUUUAUCUUUAGCACUUUGGAUGGCUUUUGGCGGCCCAAAACCUCCACCUCCAAAAUUACCAGUUUCAACAAGUGGAUGUGAAGAUGGUGUUUUAAGAAAUAUUACAACUUCAACAUCAAUACAUAAUAAUAAUGAUUAUUUUUGGUUAUAUCGAGUAUCGUAUCUUUAUAAUGGCGUGUUUGGGUUGAUUUCGACACUUUUUGUUGGAUAUACAUCAAGUUUACUUUUCAAGUAUAUUUUUAAAGAAGAUCCUGAGGAUUUAGAUCCGAAUCUUUUUGUUCCUCCUUUGGCGAAAAGGUUGAAAAGGUGGAGAAGAAGUUAUAAAAUUGCAACUUUAGAAGAACAAAUGGAACUUCAUAGCAACACAGGAAAUGGAAAAUAAAUUACCCAUUUUGUUUUGUUCCUAAUAGUUCAUUGUUACUCCUUAUCAAAUUGGAAAAUUUGCUGCAUUUAUUUCUUAAAAUCAUUGAAAUUAGUCGUUGAUCAAAAUUUAAUUCAUAUUUUUUAUUAUAAUAAAUUAUAUUUGUUUUAUUUGUUCAGUAAUAAUUUAUUAUUUUUUUAUUGAUUUUUCUGUAACAAUUCUGUGUUAAUUAUACGUACUAUUUACUUC
Molecule: messenger RNA, 3539 nt
Organism: Onthophagus taurus
Lineage: Eukaryota; Metazoa; Arthropoda; Insecta; Coleoptera; Scarabaeidae
Source: RefSeq, a predicted model, not a curated record